Trifolium pratense (red clover) is the source of this 1756-nucleotide messenger RNA. RefSeq names its product ATPase GET3B. The record is from RefSeq and is a predicted model, not a curated record. Gene Ontology annotation, molecular function: ATP hydrolysis activity; ATP binding. Gene Ontology annotation, biological process: post-translational protein targeting to endoplasmic reticulum membrane. Lineage: Eukaryota; Viridiplantae; Streptophyta; Magnoliopsida; Fabales; Fabaceae. The transcript is spliced from 12 exons. The coding region runs from base 174 to 1400 and encodes 408 amino acids. Gene Ontology annotation, cellular component: GET complex.
AACCUGUUUUUGCUAUUUCUUUAGCUCUAUCUUAUUUUGUGUUUUAGUAUCUUUGCCGUGGACGUAUUUCAAUCAAAGAAACACAAAACUUGGUGAUGCUGUGAGAAACAAAACAACAGAGUAAACCAAAAGCAAACUACUUUGUACUUUGAAGUAAUAACAGAAAGAAGAAAAUGGCUUCUUACACUUCUUCUUCUGCAAUUUCAUCAUCUUCUCUUCGCAUAACAAAUUCAAUGCCCAUAAAGGGUCUUCUCUCCUUCCCUCCCACUCCAUCUCCUCUCCUUUCUUUCCACAAAGCCUCUACCUUUAUUUCUUUGCGUGCUUCCAAUAAGCCACUCACCAAGUCUUUUCAAGUGAGAGCAGUGGCGACUCCUACAGAAUCUGUAGCGGGGUUUGAUGACAUGGUUGCUGGGACUGAGAGGAAAUAUUACAUGCUAGGUGGGAAAGGAGGGGUAGGGAAGACAAGUUGUGCCGCUUCACUUGCUGUUAAAUUUGCAAAUAAUGGACACCCGACUCUUGUGGUUUCCACUGAUCCAGCUCAUUCUUUGAGCGAUUCUUUUGCUCAGGAUUUGACAGGAGGAGCAUUGGUUCAGGUGGAUGGACCUGAUUAUCCACUUUUCGCUCUUGAAAUAAACCCUGAAAAAGCUAGGGAUGAUUUUCGAGAUGCAGCUAAACAAAAUGGUGGAAGUACUGGAGUAAAAGAUUUCAUGGAUGGCAUGGGUCUUGGAAUGAUAGUAGACCAGUUAGGAGAGCUAAAACUGGGAGAGUUACUGGAUACACCUCCUCCUGGACUGGAUGAAGCUAUUGCGAUUUCCAAGGUUAUGCAAUUUCUUGAAUCACAGGAAUAUAAAAUGUUCACUCGAGUUGUAUUUGAUACUGCCCCUACAGGUCAUACAUUACGUUUAUUGUCCUUGCCUGAUUUCUUGGAUGCAUCAAUUGGGAAGAUACUAAAACUAAGACAAAAGAUAGCUUCUGCUACCUCUGCAAUUAAAUCCGUGUUUGGGCAAGAAAAAAAUCCUCAAGAUGCGGCUGAUAAAUUGGAGAAACUUAGGGAGAGGAUGAUAAAAGUGCGUGACCUUUUUCGUGACACUGAUGCGACAGAAUUUGUUAUUGUUACAAUCCCAACGGUGAUGGCGGUUAAUGAGUCAUCUAGAUUGAGCGCCUCCUUGAAGAAGGAAAAUGUUCCUGUGAAGAGACUUAUUGUCAAUCAGAUUCUUCCACCAUCCGCAUCUGAUUGCAAGUUUUGUGCUGUGAAAAGAAAGGAUCAAACGCGUGCUCUUGAUGUGAUUCGGAGCGAUCCAGAACUCUCUAGCUUAUCGAUGAUCCAAGCACCACUUGUUGAUGUUGAAAUAAGAGGUGUUCCUGCUCUCAAAUUUCUAGGUGACAUUAUCUGGAAAUGACUCAUUACAGUUUUUCAAGUAAUGAUUAGUUGGCAGUUUUGUGAAGAAGAAGAAAGAACACAUAACUUGAGCACAUGACAUCAAGGCUUAUCAGAUUUAUACAGUCAAGUGGUAGCUGCUGGAAGAACCAAAAAGUUUAUUUUAUUUUAUUUUUUAUUUUAUUUCUUAUAUACAUUUCACAGAGAAAAGAAACUUAACUAGUUACUGUAUAUUCCCUGAUCCACUAGCUUGUAUUUGAAACUAUUUUUUUAGCUCUUCAUUUUAGCUUUUGCUUGUUUUUCUUUUAUAUCCCAUAUAUGAAAAUGUAAGUUUUCACUGUAUAUUGCGAACCAUAUUUUUCUCUUUUGGUUGAAUGA